Messenger RNA from Hippoglossus stenolepis (Pacific halibut), 3916 nucleotides. It is a transcript of the gene rnf26, whose product is annotated as ring finger protein 26. The transcript has a single exon. The coding region runs from base 469 to 1818 and encodes 449 amino acids. Lineage: Eukaryota; Metazoa; Chordata; Actinopteri; Pleuronectiformes; Pleuronectidae. Gene Ontology annotation, molecular function: ubiquitin protein ligase activity. Gene Ontology annotation, biological process: ubiquitin-dependent protein catabolic process; protein ubiquitination. The record is from RefSeq and is a predicted model, not a curated record.
CUGACGCGACCAAAACAGACAUGGCGGCUGAGGUAAUAACAUCGAAGCUUAUGUGAGUUUUUCUUCGUCUCUCCUGUUUACGCCGGUCGAUUUUUACGGUUUAACACUUUUUAAAACCGUAUUUCUGAGCUGAUGAAACGUUUCCGGAUCAUUCUCUGAUCGGAGAGAAGAAAACUACACAGAGGAAAUGAAACGGAAGUGUGCGUCUCUCGUUUGAAACAAAACAUCCGCCUCUUGUAACGCGUGUGUUUGUUGUGUGAGCUCGUCGUGUUCGCCGAGCAGAUGGAUAGAACAUGAAAAAGAAGGCAUCUUGUGGUGAAACGAAGCGGGGAAUGUCUGAUGGUUUCGGCUAACGCACCGGACGAGCUGACGGCCUGAACAAGAUGUAACACCCGAGAGUCUCAGUUCGUAAACAGACUUUACUGCGGAGACAAGCUGAGGGAACAGGGAAGCAGCAGAGAGGGCAGCAUGGGUCUGGUGAACUUUGUCCUCUCCACGGUUGGAAAAUGUCUGGACGCCGUCUGUCUCCUCCUGGACCUGAACUUCGUCGUCGUCCACACCGUGGUGCGGAGUGUGCUGGCGGUGGUCGCCUUCAUCACCAGCCUGCCCACCCUCCUCCUCACCUCAGUGCUGGAGCUGGGCAACUUCCUCGUCUUUUGCCUGAUGUCCGCGGCAGAGGCGACCACCAACGCGGCCCAGGGCACCGUCACCAUGCUGGGGAGCCUGGUGCUGGCCCUGGAGGGGCUGCUGGAGAGCCUGAAGAUGGUGGGUUACCUGUCCAUGCACGUCCUCCUCCGCGGGAAGGAGCACCUGUGUCGGGGUCUUCUGUCCAUGCUGGAGGGCUGCGGCAUCGCUGUCAGCCUGGUGGUCUAUUUCACCAACACCGUGGUAAACUACGCGCUCAUCGCCACUCAGAACGUGUACCUGGCUGUGGCCGGUGUGUGGCAGACGGUCUCCAGCCCCCUGCAGAAGGUGCUGGAGCUGACGCUGACCUCCUUCACCUUUCUGUACAGCAGCCUGGCUGGGACGUCAGCGUUCCUGUGGUGGCCCUGCAAGCUGGUGUUGGACUUUCUGGUUUCUCUGGUGCACAUGUUCAUCAGCAUCUUCAUACUAAACAUCUACGGCCUCCUGCUCACGGUCACCAUCGCUCUGACUACCACAGUCUACCUGAACCCGCAGCUGACCCGACAGGCUGCAGCACAAACUCUGGAUUACAUCAACUCUUUUCCUUCUCUGCGCAGACUGCAUUUUGCUCUCCGCCGCCUUGCUUCAGCCGCGCGGGGCCUCCCACAUUUGCUGCGUGGUAACAUGCGGCGUCUGCGAAGGAUUCUCCAUCACCUCUACCUGCUGGAGACACGACUCUGGCAGCAGCUGUCUCGACACAGCAGCCAAAUAGGCCUGGCGCUGAGGACACACCUCCACAGGGACCACAACAACAGAGUGCGAGGGGACGGCAACCCCGAAGAGGAGCGGCGGGGCCCGCCAGACGGAAGAGCGGGGGACGGGGCCCACCAAGAGCUGCUGGAUUUAGUGUUCCCCUCCUCCAGUACAGACAGGCCACUGAAGAAGGCGUCGUCUCCAGGCAGUGGCAGCAAACCUCUGCCUGCUGACAAUCUGCUGACUCUGCUGAAGGAGCAGGAGGACAGGAAGAAGUGUGUGAUCUGUCAGGACUGCACCAAGACGGUGGUACUGCUGCCGUGCAGACACCUCUGCUUGUGUAGAGGCUGUACAAACAUCCUGCUGAUUCAACCCAUCUACCAACAGAACUGUCCGCUGUGUCGCCACAUGAUCCUCAACACUAUGGACGUCUAUCUAUGAGGGACCAGUGGAUCUAAAGGAGCCUGACAAUCAGUAUCUCUGCUUCAAGUUUUACCACCACUGAAAUGAUGUUGUAUGACUUUUGUUUUACUGGGUUUCCUUUAAAUAUACAUCUGGUGAUAUUCUAAAUGAAUAUUUUUUUUUUGCUGUCAAUAAAUCCCAUGAGCAAGACAAUGAAUCUUCGCAGACAGCUCAUACAUGUAUUGUUUUAUUUUUUGAUGUUAAAAAACACUUGGCUCUGUGGUUUUUGGGGAAUUGAGUAAAGAAAAUACUUGUUAGUGGAUCACUUUGUCGAGGGCUCUGGAUUAAUUGGGAUUUACUGAUUAUAAAAAAUAGAGAAUAUCAGCAGACGUAUCUCCUAAAUAUCUGGUUUCAGAUCUGUGUGGUCGGUUCAGAUGAGAAAUACUGAAGUAAACGUGCGAACAGGAAAUUAUAUAAUACUUACGCCCUCGGAUGCUGUGGAUGAUAAAAUGCCACAACCAAAUAGAGACGAGGGUUGAAGUGUAAUUAUUUCCAUUGUCGAUGAAUCUGCUGAUUAUUUUCCAGAUUAAUCACUGAAAUGUAUGAAACAUCAAAAAGUUGUCAAAAACACAACGUUCCAGAGCCCAAAGCAAUGUCCUGAAAAACCUGUUUGUGGACUGUUGAUUUAUGCAAACAACAGUCGUCAAUAGAUUCCCACCACGUGAUUAAAAAAAACAUAGAUUUGUGAAUUUUUUGUGUGAAGCUGAAAUCAGAAAAUAUUGGGCAAAAAAACUGAAAGUUAAUCCACUAGCAACAUAUCUGCAGCUUAAUUUUAUUUAUGUUAAGUGAUUAAUUGAGAAAACGUUGUGGCUCUGAAAGAGACGGCAAAAUGUUUAACGGGACUGUUUCACCACUAUUUUUUUUCCCCGUUACUUGUGCAUUCAACUGUGGGAUAAUAAAAUGAGUUUUGUAUUUGUACUGAUUGUUUCAAAUAUACUUAAUUUUGUUGCUUUUCAAGUGUGAACACUUCCUGUAAUCUGGAUGUGCGUUACAGCUACAGUCUGUUUUGCCACUGUGAUGAACCCGCUCAAAAAUGAUCCUGUGUCGCCACGCUGAGUCUCAGGUCUCGUAGCCACAGUAACCCGUAAGUGCCCCCCCGAUGCUGAAAUGUCUACCGCUGCUCCUGUCUUAAAAAACGCGCUUUUAAUAGACCAAGCUGUGAAUAUAAACACAUGCAUGAGUAUACGAGUGAUUACACACCAUGACUUUUUGUUGCAGUGGAAGCUUUUACCAUUUCACUAUACUUCUGUAAAUGUUUGCGCUGCAUGGAGCCAUGUAAGAGUUAAAAAAGGGUUUCUGGAUUUGGGGAAAGCCAUUUAUAAUUGUUCAGUCAGUGACAGUAAAAUACAGCUUUAUACGAUUUACGUUCUAUUGAUAGAACUUAUUCCAGUCCUGCAUCAGAGGCCGGUUACAGUCACCACCCACACAUGAUCCAUAAAAGGUUUUCUCUUUCCUCUACCAGGACCAUAAACUAAUAAGCAUUCACAAUUUCAUUUGUUUUCUCAUCUGUAGCUGUUGAAGCUGACGUGUUGUCAUUGAUCGGUGUUUAAAGGGCAAUGAUGCCACUUGAUGUGUUAUCAUUGAAGUUGGGUGGUGUGGAGUCAGAUCUGUGGGAGAAGGGCUGUUUGUAACAUGCCCUCAUUUGCUUUUUGAACCGUUUUAUUUUUUUAUUUUUAUAAUUUGUAUGAUUAGAAGAAAUGUGAUUUCUGCAUUAUUUUUGUGACAGGAGCCAUGACAUACAUUUUACUGACAUUACUAUGUUUCUUUAGUACCUUACACAGAAAUCAUUAAUGAGAGUGACUGAGUGUUUGAUGAGGUUGCAAAAGAUUUGUGGGGACCAGACUGUAGUCAGAUCUCUCUCAGGUAUUCCUUUAAUGCUAAUGUACAGCAUUCCCUAACUAAAGAUUGCAGUGGAGUGAAACCGCUCACAUGACCAUCAUCUGCUGCUUCCUGCAGUAAUGAUGACACAGUGUGGGACGAUGCGAUUUGAAGAAUGUAAUUUGUGUGGUUUUUUUAAUGCUGUGGCUGCCACAUAGUGAUAAGUCAUAUGUUCAUAAUAAAACAACAGUCAAGACUG